Penicillium expansum is the source of this 1254-nucleotide messenger RNA. RefSeq names its product FAD linked oxidase, N-terminal. The transcript has 3 exons. The record is from RefSeq and is a predicted model, not a curated record. Bases 1 to 1254 code for a protein of 417 amino acids. Gene Ontology annotation, molecular function: FAD binding. Lineage: Eukaryota; Fungi; Ascomycota; Eurotiomycetes; Eurotiales; Aspergillaceae.
AUGAAAGCUCUUUUCUAUCUUAUGAUACCGACCGCCAUUGCGGUAUCUACUUUGCGCUACACGCAGUCACCCACCCAUGUUGGCAUAUUCGAUGUUUUGAAGCAAGAAUUUGCAAGCAUCAAUUUCUUUCCCGGUGAUGAUGCUUUUGUCAAAGAGGUCCAAGUUCCCUGGGCAGCUCAAACUUGGGUCGAGCCGUCUUGCAUCUUUGCCCCUGGUAAUGCGAAACAACUAUCUUUCGCUUUCAAGCAAAUUGCAUCUCUGGGAAGUCAGUUCGCAAUGCGAGGUGGUGGCCACAUGCCUGUUGCCAGCUCCCAUAGCAUCUCGAAGGGUGUUCUGAUAUCAAGGACAAAUCUCGACAUGCUCCACCUUUCUAAGGACAAGAGCAUACUCUCCAUCGGCCCCGGAUGGCGAUGGAACGAUGCUUUCCAGUUUCUCAAAGGGACUGGUCGUUCUGUUGUCGGGGCGCGGUCUACCCAUGUGGGAGUGCCCGGUUACCUUCUCGGCGGUGGGAUAUCCUUCUACAGUUAUGAAUAUGGCCUUGGGUCCACGAACGGCAAUGUUAAGUCCUAUGAGUGUGUUUUAGCCGACGGGAAGAUUGUGAGAGCUACUGCGUCAAACAGAUAUUCUGACUUGUUCUGGGCGUUACAAGCUGGCGGCAACUCGCUCUGUCUCGUCACUCGCUUCGAGCUGAAAACGGUACACAGCCCGCUCACAAUGAUUGCCUCACCUUCAUAUAGCUCGAAUGCAUCCAGUGAGUACAUCGAUAGCGUAUUCAACUACGCCAUUAAUGGUCAUGCCGAUCCGAAAGGGGUUGUCUUACCAGUCAUUCAAUACACCUCGGGAGCUUCCGCCCCCUCAUAUUCAGCGACCUUGAUUUACAACGGCAAUAACACCUCACCUCACAUCCUACAAGAUUUUCUUGCAGGGUUAGUUACUCCCGUCAAUCUCAACGCGUCCAACCCACUGUCCCCAAUGUCACUAGGCCAAUACAGUCGCUUGGAGACCCCAGUAUUUGAGAAAGGCGGUCAGACAUACGGACGGAGGCAACGAUUCCACCUCCUGCCAAUCCUUGCCAAAAGAGACGCUAUGCAGCUGGUACAUGACAAAUACUUCGAGGGCGCACGCAGUCAUUUCAAUAAUACGCCGGGUGUGGGUACGGGUCUAGCGUUCAAUCCCAUCACAAAGCACUUUUUAGCCGCGAUAAAUGCGGAGCCAGGAGCUUUGCAGGGCUUCGAUGAGACUCCGGCGCUCUAG